UUUAUCGUGCAAGAGUCUGUCAAAAUAGGCAAGCCCCUCAUUGCAGCGAGCUUCAACUACAGGCUCGUGGGAUCCGCGUUUCUCCCUGGCGCUUCUGUUAACAAGUCCACAGUCGCAACCUUGGCCUUCAUGACCAAAGGAUGGCGUUGCGCUGGAUUCGAGAGAACAUCGCCGCAUUUGGUGGAGAUGCCUCGCGUGUGA
Molecule: messenger RNA, 201 nt
Organism: Alternaria burnsii
Lineage: Eukaryota; Fungi; Ascomycota; Dothideomycetes; Pleosporales; Pleosporaceae
Exons: 2
Source: RefSeq, a predicted model, not a curated record